Nerophis lumbriciformis (worm pipefish) is the source of this 3915-nucleotide messenger RNA. The record is from RefSeq and is a predicted model, not a curated record. Lineage: Eukaryota; Metazoa; Chordata; Actinopteri; Syngnathiformes; Syngnathidae.
AUGGAGAGCCAGCCGUCCAUCCUGAGGGAAUUCUGCCCACUCCAGCAUCUGCUGAACUUCAUCCCGGCCAAAGUUCAACGUGGUUUCCGCUCGGUGGUGGUCUACCUGACGGCGGUGGACAGCAGCCGUGACUUUGUGGUAGUGGGCAGCAGCAUUGGCAUGUUGUACCUUUACUGCCGCCGCCUGGCGCACAUGAACAAGUACAGUCUGGAGGGUAAGUGCGACGCCAUCACCGCUGUGAAGCUCCUGAGCUGCUUUGACGACCUGGUGGCCGCGGGAACAGCGUCGGGUCGGGUGGCCAUAUUCCAGCUGGUGUCACCGCUGCCGGGUCGCAACAAGCAGCUACGGCGCUUCGAUGUGGUGGGCCUCCACAAAGGCACGGUCACGUCUUUGGCUUGGAGUACCAACGGCAUGAAGCUUUUCUCUGGGGACGACAAAGGACGCGUAGUGUUCUCCGCUCUCGACCUUGAUCAGGGUACGUGUACACCGGUGCUAAUCCUGGAGGAACUCGGUGGUGUGGUUCAGCUGGAUUACAGUCACCAGGUUCUUCUGGUGUCCACGCAACAACGCUCUCUACUGUAUUGUACACACACGCAGCAGGUCCAGCAGAUCGGCGCCAAACCGAGAAAAAGUAGCGGCAGGUUCGGUGCCUGUUUCCUGCCAGCUCUUUGCAAGCAGAGCGACCUUCAAGUCUUCGCAGCCCGACCGGGACUCCGACUCUGGCGGUCUGACAUCUCUGGUCACGUGGUGGACACCAGACUGUUGAAAGGCCUCUUUAACACUCGGAUUCCCCACUUUGAAAUCUUCCCUCGUCCCGCCCCAGCGGGGGCGUACCGUCCGCCCGAGUGUCAGCUGGGUCUGCUCAGCUGCUUCCUCAAGGAAAAUUGGAUCCUAAGCUGGAACGAAUACAGCGUCUAUGUACUGGACUGCGUUAACCAGGUAAUGAUCGGCGCUUUGGAGAGCAGCGGAGACAUUGUGUCGCUGUCCUGCUGCGACAACGAGAUCUUCAUCCUGAAGGGGGACCGCGACCUCAUCCGACUGUCGGACAGUCCCGAGGGAGCGUGUGGCGCCUCCCCUUCGCCGUCUCACCUUCCUGCGCGUCUGUCUUCGCCCCUGACCCCGCAAGGCAAUGUUGUCACGCCCACAGGUUGCGUGGAGAUGGCUCAACCCAUCAGGACCAUGGCCAUCAUUGUGGAGGGCGGAGACAGCGAAGGGGGCGGGAGGAGAGAGGAAGAGGAGGAAGCUGAGGAAGCGCAAGAAAAGGAUGAGAAUCAACGUUUUGGUUUCCAACAGGGUGGCGGGGUCCAGAGCAGUUGCUCGCACAGUCGGAGCAGCUCCAUCACUUCCUGGGACAGUCUCCACGGAAACGCCUCCAGCGACGCCGGUUCUCGUCGCUACAGCGCCCCCCUGGGACAGGAGGAAGUGUGGCAGGAGCUGGUGGUGAAAGCGGUCAAGGUGAAGAAAAAGAAGAGGCAAAGACAAGAUAGCGGCAGUGGGAAUCGUCUGUCUGAGAGCAGCUGCUCGGAGUCCAUGUUUGUAGUCCAAGAUGGCAGCUGCAGCGACGGUAGCAGCGGCGCGUCCUUCUUGGGACUGGAACUCCCAAAACGAGACUCUCCAAUGGAAAUCAGGGAAGGAAAUAGGACAGAGUUUGAAGUUCAGGGGGAGGAUUCAAGCCGCUUGCCACCUCAAGAUCCAGAGAAGGAAGCGGCACCCCUCACCCCGGAUGUGGACAUGCUUCUGGAGUGCACCUUUUCUUACACGCGGCAUGACGGACAGGAGCAGCAGCCAAUGGAGGAGCAGGAUGACAACUUUCUUGGCUCGGCUAUGCGAGCUAGGGCGAGCCAGAAAGAUCAGCGCUGUAACAACGUGCAGUCAGACGACUCGGAGCCACCUACCAGGGUGACGGACUGGACCGGGGAUUCUGGCGAGAAGAAGCCGAGCAUGUCUAGCGAUGACGAAGAGAGCGACAUCUACCGUCAUGGUCAAACCAACGUGGGUGAAACGGAACACGUGAACGCCGGUAAAAACCAAGCGGCUGAUGAAGCUUUGCGGCAGGAUGCUCAGGACGGAGGAACACAGAAAGCCGCGCAAUUGGCUGAAUGUUGGAUGGGGUACUCUGGACCUGGAUGCGGAAUACUCAGUCUUCACGUGACUGACAGGUGCGUGUGGUGUUUGGACUUCAAAGGUGGACUCUAUUGCAGCCCCUUGCCUGAAAGUAGCCUCCAAUGGCAGCGCUUUGAGGACAACAUCCACCAAGUGGCACUCUCACCCUCAGGGAACCUGCUGUGGAAGGUAGAGCAGAAGAGCAUGACGGCGUAUGCCUGCGCCAAAACGUCGGCGCGAGGCAAGCGCCACUGGUACAAGGCAGCGGAGGAGGCAGCCUUUGUGGCCCUCAGUGACGACUCGGCCUGGAUCAUCAAAACCAACGGAGACCUCCACCUGCAGACGGGUCUCAGCAUGGAGCGUCCGUGCGCACGCUCGGUGAAGGUGGACACUCCAUGCGUCUUCAGCCAGGUCUGCGCACGAGGGGGCGUGGUCUGGGCCCUGAGCGAGCACAACGCUCUGUUCUACAGGGAAGGGCUCGACACUUUCUGCUCGCUUGGAGACACCUGGAAGUACGACACGGUCAGUGAGGCCCAAGGUGUGGAGCUCAUGUGUGUGACGCUGGGGGACGGCGGCACGGCCUGGGCGCUGGAUGUCAACGGCAGGCUGUUCUUCAGAACAGGGGUGACCUCUGAACGACCGCAGGGAGAUGACGACCACUGGUGGCAGGUCAGUAUUUCCGACUACGUGGUCUUUGAUCAAGGCAGCUUGUUCCAGACGCUCCUGAACGCUACGCAAAGUGUGGCCACGGUGACCAAAGCGCCGGUGGAGCGGGUAGUGGCCUUCCUGUCGCAGUACUCGCAGCGUCAGCCCAUCCUGGUCAGCGCCAACGCCGCUGGUGUGUGGGUGGCGUCUGGACGCAACAGACUUCACUUGGCCAGGGGCAGCCUGGUGGGAACGUUCUGGCAGAAUUUAGUGCCAAGAGGAACUGUGGCGGCCACCAGGUGGAGCGCCGUGACCUCUUCUGCGGCACCCCACAAAGAGGGUACUUUCCUGUGGUUGGCUCAGAGCAAGAAGGAUCUCUUUUGCGUGUGGGAUCAGGAUGGAGAACUGCGCCCAUCCACAGUCACGCUGCCACAGGAGGUGGAACUGACCCAGCUGUCGGCCUGCCGCGAUGCCCUUUGGGGACUGGACUGCCACGGCCGGGUGUUCAUUCGCUCCCUGUCAGCGUCCUGUCCAGCCGGUCUUCACUGGACAGCGCUUGACCUCAGCCAGCUCGGAAGUGUACGUCUGGUGAGCAUUAGCUGUGGCAGCCAGAAUGUCUGGGCUCUGGACAGCCGAGGGCUGGUCUACUUCCGAGUUGGAACUCAACCACUGAACCCCAACAUGAUGCUUCCUGCUUGGAUCCACAUAGAACCGCCUGACCAGCCGGUAGGAGUCCAGCUGAUCAGUAUUGAGACAAGUCCUAAUGAUCGUUUUCUGUGGGCGUUGGACAACAGAGGCACCGUCUUUGUCAGAACCGGACUAAAUGACGAGAUGCCGGUCGGGACAAACUGGGACCUGGUGCCAGGCCUGACCGUCAGUCAGCUGGUUCUCAGUUGUCAGACAGUUUGGGUCAGAUGCGUCAAUGGAGAUUUGGCUCGACGGUACGGCGUCUCUGAUAGGAACCCAGCUGGAGACUACUGGAAGAAAAUCCCAGGAACCGCCAAUUGGUUGACUGUCACUACAGAAGACGACCUUUGGGCUGUGACUCCAGUUGGUGGACUGGCCCGUCGGAUGACGAAACUCCUCCCACAAACGCCCCAUCGCCCGCCUCCGUCCGGGACAAACGCCGCUGGCGACGAUGUCGACGAUGAGUGGGAGCUCCUCUGA